UCGCGUUUAUACAUUCAGAGAACACUCAUCUGCAAACGUUUAAAAUACAUUACAGUUUUUCCUUUUAAACCAGAUACAAUUUACAUAUAAAAGCAGUAAUGUAAAUCCAAGUUUUUAAAUUAUAUUUGUCGAAGAUUUUUGUGGGAAAUGACUUCCAAACCUAUAACGAAGAAGAUAAUAAACUCUCCGGAGACGUGCGUGGACGACAACCUCCGCGGAGUGGUGGCCGCCUGUCCCGCGCUGCAGCUGCACCCCAAGCACAGGGUCAUCACUGUCAGGCAGAAGACUGACACAGGCAGAGUGGCUAUCCUUGGUGGCGGUGGAUCUGGUCACGAACCUUUUGCUUCUGGUUUCGUCGGCGCCGGUCUCUUAGAUGGUGCUGUUGCUGGAGGCGUGUUCGCAUCCCCUCCUACAGGACACGUCCUUUAUGCCAUUGCGCAGUUAUACAAAUAUAACUCAGGAGGUGUCCUCGUCAUCAUUGGUAACUACACCGGAGAUAGACUUAACUUCGGCAAAGCUAUUGAAAAGGCAAAGAUUUUAGGUAUCAAGGUUGAAGGUUUAAUUGUCGGUGAGGAUGUCGCUUCCAGUAAAAACAAGACUGGCGGGCGCAGCAUGGUUGGGGAAGUCAUAUUCUAUAAGUUAUGUGGUGCAAUGGCAGCGAAGGGUUAUGAUCUGGAGACCAUUCGGAACACAGCGGCGGAAAGUAACAAGUAUAUGGCUACUUUAGGUGUCUGUCUGAGCGCUUGCUCACUGCCCGGCCAGCCUCCUUUAUUCGAGAUAGCUCAAGACGAGAUGGAGUUGGGAGCGGGAGUUCACGGUGAAGCCGGCAUUGCUAAGUUCAAGAUGGGUACAGCCAAGGAAGUCGUGGCCAUGAUUCUUGAUAAGAUCACUUCUCACAUGAAGCUUGGCGCUGGUGACAGAGUGGUCGCAACUACUGACAAUUUAGGCGGCACCUCCUUCCUCGAAAUGAACAUAAUUAAUGCUGAAACUAAGGAUUACUUGGAAAACAAGCAAAUCACUGUGGAGAGAAUAUACUCCGGUCACCUGAAGACCUCGCUAGAGAUGCAUGGCUUCCAGAUCUUUUUGAUGCAGCUUCCGAAAGAGAAGGAAGACUUCUGGCUGGAACUGCUAGACGCUCCUUCAGUGUCCGCAGCCUGGACUGGCAGCACGCUGUCUGCGAGAGUCGAGGGUGGGCAUGGAGAUGAUGAUACACUGUUGAAAACUGCUGCCAGGAAGACAGCGUCAGGUCCAUCAUUAUCAAAAGAAGAACAGGAUUUGCUUCGAGGCGGUUUGUCUGCUGCCGCUGAAAAUCUUAUCCAGAAUGAAGCAUUGCUGAACAAAUUGGAUUCAGGGUGCGGCGAUGGCGACUGCGGCAUUACGAUAAAGAAGUUUGGUUUGGCGAUCCAGUCGUACCUCAAGACGGCUUCUGUGGAGUAUCCUUCGAACGUACUCUGGGAUCUGUCGGAGAUUGCCGAGACUGACAUGGGAGGGACCUCCGGUGGGAUUUACAGCCUCGGCUUGUCAGCAGCAUCACAAGCUCUGGCCAGUGCUCAAUCAAACAACGUAUCGUCAUGGUUGUCGGCGUGGGAGAGUGCGAUGCAGUCGAUCUCCAAGUAUGGCGGCGCAGAGCCCGGAGACAGGACCAUGUUGGAUGCGCUUCAUACUGCGGCCGAGGUGUACAAGCAGAACAUUAAAGGCGACCUGAUGGAGCUACUCAAUAAGACUGUGACAGCCGCUGAUGAAGGAGCCAAAGCUACCGCGAAUAUGGUUGCUAGGGCGGGCAGAGCAUCGUAUGUGGCGAGUGGGUACGCACAAGAUGAAGACGCCGGCGCACGCGCAGCGGCUGUGUGGCUGCAAGCUAUACUAAAAUACAUCAUCAGAAAUAAAUAAAAUUACAUCUUCUA
Molecule: messenger RNA, 1904 nt
Organism: Trichoplusia ni (cabbage looper)
Lineage: Eukaryota; Metazoa; Arthropoda; Insecta; Lepidoptera; Noctuidae
Product: triokinase/FMN cyclase-like
Exons: 15
Coding region: 148-1890 (580 amino acids)
Biological process (GO): glycerol catabolic process
Cellular component (GO): cytosol
Molecular function (GO): glycerone kinase activity
Source: RefSeq, a predicted model, not a curated record